UCGAGGGGGCGCCUUUGUCUCGGGACCUCGCCAUUCGUCGGAUGCGCGGCCGGGCUGCCACCCGUCAUCGGGAGACCCGAGUUCCUCUGCUGCCAGGCGCCGGAGCUCCGCGGCGGAAGGCCGGGCACCCUGCGGCCGGGAAAUGGAACCGUUGACAUUCAGGGAUGUUACCAUUGAUUUCUCUCAAGAGGAAUGGGAUUGCCUGGACCCUUCUCAGCAGAAUCUAUAUAAAGAUGUGAUGUUAGAGAACUACGGAAACCUGUUCUUCCUGGCUGUAUAUUCUCAUCAAGUCCAAGACUUUUUGCCAGAACAUUUAUCUCAAAAAGUCAUCAAGGGAAGACAUGGAAGUCAAGGUAUUGAAAAUUUACAUCUAAGGAAAGACUGGGAAAGUGUCAGAGAGAGUGAAGUUCUGAAAUCUUGUCAUAAUGAGCAUAACAAAUGUUUGAUGACUAUCCAUGAUGAAAAUGUCAAUGUCAGCAGACAUCAAGAACAUAUAGCAUCUCAGAAAACAGCUCAAUUUWUUCCAGUCACUUUUGAGGAGCUCUCUGUGUUUCUAAAUACAUAUCCACAGCAGUUUUUUAACCAUAUCUUCCCUCUGAAAGGAAAUUUGGAAAGUCUGAAAUGGAGUCUGUCCCAAGCUUCAGUUAACAACAUGAACAAUUUCAAUUGCAGCAUUGAUUUAAACUUUGACUCAAACAUUUGUAUAGAUAAGAGAGUUAAAAAUAAAGAACAAAUUUCUGAAUGUGAUCAUGUUGAGUGUUACUUCUCAAAAAGUCUGCUACUUUGCAAUCAACAACAAAUUGUUCCUCCUUGUGCCAAAAUAUACAGAUUUAAUCAAAGUGGGGAGGUUCAUGCUUCCCCAUUAUUGCAUAAUCAAAAUUCAGAUAAAGAUAUUUGGAAAGUUCUAUAUGUUUAUAAUAAAACCUCCAAGAACUUUAGCCAAGUCUCUACCCUAUGUAAUUACCAAUGUAUGUAUAUUGGUGAAAAAAAUUAUGAAUGCAGUGAAACUCAUGAAAAUAUUAGCCUUGGUUCAAAUCAUGGAAAACACCAGUGUGUUCAUUUUAUAAAGAACCUUUGCAAAGUUAAUAAACAUGGGAAAGUCUGUCAUCAGAGCUCAAAAGUUAAUAUCAAUAUUGAAGACAAACCUUACCCAUGUAAAGAAUGUGAAAGGACUUCAAAGAAAAUUUCAAGCCUUACUCAACACAGAAGAAUUCAUAGUGGAGAGGAGCCCUACACAUUUAACGAAUGUGUCAAAGCUUUCAAUCAAAGCUCAAAUCAUAUUAAUCACCAGAGAAUUCAAACUGGAGUGAUGCCAUACAAAUGUAAAGACUGUGGCAAAGCAUUUAAUAUAAGCUCACACCUUAUUAAACACCAGAGAAUUCAUACUGGAGAGAAGCCCUACAAAUGUAAAGACUGUGGCAGAGCUUUUAAUCAAACCUCAACCCUUACUCAACACCGGAUGAUUCAUACUGGAGAGAAACCUUUCAAGUGCAAAGAAUGUGGCAAAGCUUUUAAUCGAAACUCAAACCUUACUCAGCACCGGAGGAUCCAUACUGGAGAGAGACCGUACAAAUGUAGAAAAUGUGGCAAAGCUUUUAAGGAGUGUUCACACCUUAUUAAACACCAUAGAAUUCAUACUGGAGAGAAGCCCUACAAAUGUAAAGAAUGUGGCAAACCCUUUAAAGACUGUUCAGCCCUUACUCAACACCAGAGGAUUCAUACUGGAGAGAAACCCUACAUAUGCAAAGAAUGUGGUAAAGCUUUUAAUCGAAACUCAAACCUUACUCAACAUCAGAGGAUCCAUACUGGAGAGAGACCUUAUAAAUGUAAGAAAUGUGGCAAAGCUUUUAAGGAUUGUUCACACCUUAUUCAACACCACAGGAUUCAUACUGGGGAGAAGCCCUACAAGUGUAAAGAAUGUGGUAAGGCUUUUAAACAAAUUGCAACGCUUACUCAACACCUUAAAAUUCAUAGUGGAGAGAGACCAUACAAAUGUAAUGAAUGUGGCAAAGCCUUUAGGGAUUCUCUAACACUUACUCAACACCACUGGAUUCAUACUGGACAGAAACCCUACAAAUGCAAAGAAUGUGGCAAGACUUUCAUUAGAACUUCACACCUUAAUAAGCACCAGAAAAUUCAUACUGGAGAGAAGCCCUAUGAAUGUCAGGAGUGUGGCAAAGCUUUUAAACGAAGCUCACACCUUACUCAACACCAGAGAGUUCAUACUGGAGAGAAGCCCUAUAAAUGUAAAGACUGUGGCAAAGCUUUCACUCAAAACUCAAACCUUAUUGGUCACCGUAGAAUUCAUACAGGAGAGAAGCCCUACAAAUGUAAAGACUGUGGAAAAGCAUUUAAUAUAAACUCACACCUUAUUAGUCACCGUAGAAUUCAUACAGGAGAGAAGCCCUACAAAUGUAAAGAAUGUGGCAAAGCUUUUAACCAAACCUCAACCCUUACUCAGCAUCAGAGGAUCCAUACAGGAGAGAAGCCUUACAAUGUAAAGAAUGUGGCAAAGCUUUUAAGUCUUGUCCAACCCUAACUCGCCACCACAGGACUCAUAGCGGAGAGAGGCAUUCCAAAUGAAAAUGUUGUUUGAAAACGUUUAAUCAAAACUAAAUCCUUACUCAUCAUCAGGGAUUCAUCCUGGAGGGGACAAUGCAAACGUAGGGAAUGUGGCUAGUAGUUGUUCACAUCUUCUUCAACAUCAGAGAAUUCAUAGUACAGAAACUAUAAAACGAUAAUGUGUCAGGGGGCUUGGGUUGUAGCUCAGUGGUGGAGUGCUUGCCUAUUGUGUGAGGCACUGGGUUCGAUUCUCAGCAUCAUAUAUAAAUGGAUAAAGGUUCAUUUACAAUGAACAAAAAGAUAAUGUGUCAAUGACUAUCAAACUUCAUACUUUGUUCUACAUCAGAAAAUUUAUAUUGUAUCAAAACCUCAUGAACGAAGUGUCUGUGGAAAGACCUUUGUCCAAAAUAUAUGCUUUAUAUAACAGCAAAAUGUUUAUAAUGGAGAUCAAAUCUUGACAAAUGAGAAAAUUAUAGCAAAGUCUUUAUAUCUAGAUGUAAAUGAGAAUUAUUAAUGGAGAGAAAUUCUGUAAAAGGAGAACGUAGCAUUGCCUUUAACUGUUGAUUAAAAUUUACUGGACUUCAUUAGUUGAUGCAAAUCCUCAGAUAAUAGAAUAGUGUGGUAGCACAUUUCUAAGACAUCAACUUAUAAAUUAAAGAUUACAUAAAUAUACUCAGUCCUGAAAGUUGGAGAAAUCAUAAUGAAAUAUUCAAUCUGUAUUUUUCUAAAGACUUCAUGAUGGAAUUUGAAAUAGUUAACAUUCAUGCAUAAUAUGAGCAAAGUAUUUCAAAUAAAAUAAAGUGAAUGCUUUUCAGUGUGUUAACACUGCCAUAUAGUGAGCCACAUGUUAUUCUGCCAGGCAUAAAAGAAUUUUGCUUUCCUAAAGGUUAUAGGUAACAGAUAAUAGAAGAUGUUAUUGGAUAUAUAUGGUUAUUACACCAUUUAGAAAGUGUAAUUAAGCUUCAAAUUAUGUGGCAAAUAUUAUCAAAAAUUGUAUUUUAAAUAUUUCUCUUUUUGUAUUUAGU
This is a messenger RNA of Urocitellus parryii (Arctic ground squirrel), 3587 nucleotides long. The record is from RefSeq and is a predicted model, not a curated record. NCBI's taxonomy places the organism in Eukaryota, Metazoa, Chordata, Mammalia, Rodentia, Sciuridae.